GCGGGGUUCUGAAGGGUGGGGGGAGUCCGGGGCAAGCGAGGAGCGAACUAAAGCAUCGUGGGCGCAGGAGGCAGAGUGUCCGCACACCAAAGGACCGAGAAAGGUGCUUCCCGGAGACUUCCUGUGUGGCGAGGGGACGCGCACACCUGAACGCGACGCGCUCCAGUGCGCGUGCGCGGCAAGGGUCUUCCCGCACCUGAUCGCGAGACCCCAACGGCGAGCAGCUCGAGGCCUCGCCUGGGCGGACCGGUGGAGCCAGUCAUGGCGCAGCUCUGUGGGCUGAGGCGGUACUGGGCGCUCCUCGCCCUGCUGGCAUCGCUGCUCCUCUCCGGGGCUGAGGCGGCCGACGAAGAACGUGGCGCCCACGAUUUUUGCCGAGUUUCGAAGAGUGUGGGAAAAUGCCGGGCCUCCAUCCCUAGGUGGUGGUACAAUGUCACUGAUGGAUCCUGCCAGCAGUUUGUGUAUGGAGGCUGUGGAGGGAAUGACAAUAAUUACAUGACCAAGGAGGAGUGUCUUGCAAAGUGUGCUGGUGUCACAGUGAACACCAUCAAUGAUCUGUCCAAGAAUGGAGCAGAUUCCUCUGUCCCAAGUGUUCCCAGAAGGCAGGAUUCUGAUGACCUGUCCAGUGAUAUUUUCAACUAUGAAGAACACUGCACUGCCAAGGCCAUCACUGGGCCUUGCCGCGCAUCCUUCCCACGCUGGUACUUUAAUGCCGAGAAGAACUCUUGUGAUAACUUCAUCUACGGCGGAUGCCGGGGCAAUAAAAACAGCUACCUCUCCAAGGAGGAGUGCAUGCAGCGCUGCUUCGGCAAGCAGUUGUAUCCUGCCCUGCCCCGCACUAAAGUGGUGGUCCUGGCAGGGCUGUUCGUGAUGGUCCUGGUCCUCUUGCUGGGAGCCUCCGUGGUCUGCCUGAUCAGGGUGGCGCGGAGGAACCAGGAGCGCACCCUCCGUACUGUCUGGAGCUCUGGGGACGACAAGGAGCACCUGGUGAAGAACACUUACGUCCUGUGAACGCCCUGUCGCCAAGGGGCUGCCCUCCUCAACCCCCUGUUAAUGAAGAGAAUCUGCGAAGGGAGGAGAGACAAGUGUCGAACACGUGUGUGCUUUUUCAAAUAGAGUGAUUUGUCUGUAUUUGCGCGAUCAUUAGGGCUUUUGGCCUGUUUGUUAAUCCAGAAGGUAAGAGGGCUGCUCCCUGGUCUCCCGGGAUGGGUUUGCUUUGGAAAUUCUCUUAAUGAAGGGCUGUGCACGUUGCAGAUGUUCUAGCCCUAGAUCGGAGUCGGUUCCUCUUCAAUUUAUUUCUUUGCUCCAGGUAUAGUUUUCUUAGCUUAUGUUGAAUCCUGUUGCCUCCUUUCCCAUAACAAAAGUGAUGUUUUAAUAGUUUCCUUUGUUUGUUUUCUGUUUUUUUUUUAAGUAAGCAGAAACAUAAGUUUUUUUAAUUAGGAUUCUGAAAGGAAGAAAGUUAAAUGUACAAGUUUAAUAAAAACGGCCUUCCCUUUUAAAAUAAAUUUCAGCAUGUGC
Delphinapterus leucas (beluga whale) is the source of this 1518-nucleotide messenger RNA. Lineage: Eukaryota; Metazoa; Chordata; Mammalia; Artiodactyla; Monodontidae. The record is from RefSeq and is a predicted model, not a curated record.